GCUUGCAUAUUUGUGGUUUGCUUGAAAACUCAACGUGACCAUCAUAGUUGUCCUUAACUGUCCUCAGGGUGACGGACCAGGCUGCCACACUGUCCACGUUUUUGAGCAGAUCAGGUUUUUAUGGACAAUACUCAAGUUUAUUUUCAGGGAUUGUUUGGUAGCCGGAUUGUGAUGCAUCCAUGUAAUUACAGGGACUUGAAGCUGUCACUGUUUCAAAUUAAUUAUUUAAAUGUUUUAAGCCUCUGGUUUCUCUAAAGCUGCUUGAUGACCUUUACUGCUGUCCUCUGGGCAACAAAGAGCACUUAACAGUAAAUCAGUGGUAUGAAAUCUUUAUUAAAAUAUGUAGUUUACAAAGUUAAGUGAAUACUGCUAAUGCAGCUGGACUCGUUUGAAAAAUACUUCAGAAGGGCAGUGAUUUCUAUGCUUUUGGGUAGAAAUACUGCUCAAUUUCAGGUAUUAUUUCAUUAUUUUCAUUAUCAAUUCAUCUUCAGAUUAUUUUCUGGAUUAAUCGGUUUGGUCUGUAAAAUGUUAGAAAAUAGUGAAAAAUGCCUGUUGCAUUUCCCCAAAGCUCAAAUUGACUAAAUCGAAUGUCUUCUUUUGUCUGACAAAUGGUACAAACCCACAAAAUAUUUUGUUUAUUUUUGUAGAAGACAAAGAAAACCAAUAUUGACAUUUGAAAAGCUGUUACCACAGAAUUUUGCUUAGAAAAUGUUCCAUUAGUAGCGCUCUCUCUCUCUCUGUGUAUAUAUAUAUAUAUAUAUAUAUAUAUAUAUAUAUAUCAAAUAUGCGCAGUGAUUAUUUUUACCCAAUGAUCCACAGUGCUGAGAUAAUACUUUAGAUAAGACAUCUUGUGCUGUUUUUACCUUGUGAGUGGUGAAGCCUAUAUUAUUGAUAUCAUUUUGAAUUGAAGAUACUCAUUUAAUUUUGAGGUCAUAGUCUCUAUAUUGGGACAGACUUGAAUUAAAACCAAUGUCAUCUUUACCAUAAUUGGUAACAAGAUGAUUCCCUCACCAACUCAAAUAUUUAGUUAUGAAAAAUCCAUAUAUAAUCUUACGUAAUGUGAUGCGGAAAUACUAAGAUAAAGUAACUGCUUUCAUUUAAAAAAAAGCCUCAUGUCAAAAUACAGUAGCAGAUGUGAAUCCUUAUUUUUGGUAAGGGUCCAAAGCAGACCAGGUUUGUUCCACAGAUAUGGUUAUGUUUUGAGAUUAUCUGUUUAAGCCCAUAAACCCUCUCUAAUCAGGAAUAUUCAAUGUCUGCUCAUAGAGAAUUUACUGAAAUGAAAUGGUUCUUUUCGUUUCUACAUGUAUUGCUCUGAGGGAAAUGCAUACAAGAGGGUAACCGUGCCUUUCAGCAGGAGUGAUGAGACCCUGAUCUAAACAAAAGAUGCCUGCCGGUGGCUGCACGAUGCUCUGUGUGACGCCUCUGCUGCCUCUUCUUCUGAACACAGUGUUGGGCUUCAAGCUGUGUCCCAGCCACUGCCUGUGCUACGAAUCCUCUGACUUGGUGGACUGCCGGAAUCGUGGUCUGGUCCGGGUCCCUCCCAGUGUCCCCCACGGCACCUGGCUGCUGGACUUGAGUGGGAACAAGCUGACUGAGGUACGCACUGGAUCCUUCAUGGGGCUGUGGUCACUCAAGAUCCUCCUGAUGUCCAAGAAUAGCAUCCAAAGUCUGCAGCCACAGUCUCUGUCAUCGCUGCAGUUUCUGGAGAGGCUGGACUUGAGUUUUAACCAGCUACGUUUGCUCCCUCUGGGCUUCUCUCACAGUCUGUCCUCCCUCCAGGAGCUCCGGCUGGACCACAACCUGCUGCAGUACCUGGACUCUACUUCACUGGUUGAUUUUGAAAACCUGAGGAGACUGGACCUCAGUUACAACCGCAUCCGGGCGAUGGAUGUCAGGGCUUUCGGCAGCCUGUCUCGACUGAGCCUCCUCAACCUGGAAGGAAACGGGCUGUAUGUGCUUCAAGAUGGUCUGUUGUGCAGGCAGCAAAGCCUGGAGGUGCUGCUGCUCAGCCACAACAACAUCUCAGUGAUCGAGACAGAAGCUCUGGCUCCUUUGCGGAGUCUGACUCUGCUGAGUCUCCAGGGAAACCAGCUGAAGCACAUCAGGUUUAAGACCUUCCUGAAGCUCCAGACCACCACCACCCACCUUCAGAUGUCCUCCAACCCCUGGAUCUGUGACUGUGAGCUGCAGCGCGUCUUCAGCAAGAUCCAGCAUGUUCGACAUCUGCGCGUGUUGGACUACAAGGACAUCGUCUGUCAUGCUCCUGCUCAGCAAGCCGGGAGCUCCCUGGCAUCACUCGACAGCCAGCUGUGUAUUGCUGAGACAGCAUCAGUGCUCGUCAUCACCAUCACUGUGAUGCUCGCUGUGAUCGGUGCCCUGGUCAAAGCAGAGUACAACCGCAAGAACAAACAAACUGUAAGUGAUACAGAGUCAGAGAGGCAAGAAAAAUGAUGUGUUUCAGUCAUGACCAGGUAUUCUGGGACUGAGGUGUGGACUGGUAUUGGAUGCCGUUGCAUAAUAGGUUGUAGUCAACCACACAAUAUCAUGUUUCAAUCAGCCCUUAGACCACAUGGUCUGACUGUACCUUUAAAGCUUUCUUUGAAUUACCUUAAUUUCCUACUACGACUGGUAUGGCAGCCACUGUUGCAGAGAUGAGGGAAAAGAUAAGAAGUACAGAAUAACCCUUUAGAACCUUAGGAGAGAACGUUAAGGGGAUAAAUGAUUCAUAGUUUUUCACCUUUAUCUUAAAUCUUCAUAAAUUUGUAAAGCAACAGUCGCCCAAUAUUAAUUUUGAAUAUUUGGAAAGGCCUUCACUACACCACAUCAUGUCUAAAUUAAAAAUAGGACCCUGACUUUUCUGUCUACAGUAUGUAUGCUGCAGGAGUGCCCGCUUAGCAGCUCAGAAACUGAUUUCUAUAAAUGUGGGUGUGGUGGGUAGUACAGGUUACUGGGAAUACGUUUUCAAACAUUUUUGAAAUUCCCACCACCAGCUGACAUCUCUAAAACAUGUCUAGAUACGUCUCCGUCUCUUCUAAAUUUGUCCUUGAGCAUUUGGAGAACUGGUUGUAUUCCAAAAUCUGAUCUUUCUUGUAGGUGCUGACCUUAUUAGACUGUAAGAGCUGAACCACACUCAAUGCUAACCUGUUACAUAUUUUUAUUUUUGGCUGUGAAAUAAUACAAGCGAUGUGAAUGUUCACACCAUCAUGGUCGCCUCAUUACUGGUCAUUCAUUCUGAUACUAGCAGUGGACAUUUUGCUGAACUUGUAGCCACUUUUUUUAUUACAACAAUGGUCAAAAACCAAACUGAUGUAACAAAAGAGCUCGCAGACAGAAAUAAAAACCAAUCUGACAGGCUUAAGGUAGUUCAGAUAGAUUAAAAUCUACAUUGAAACUGUAAUAGCAAAAGUGUAACAACUGCAUAAAUAAGAUAAUUCUGACUUGCCAAUGUUCAUGCAAUAAGCCUGGGGAAUUUGCAAAUGUACUAUAUUACCAACUUAGUAAUAUUUUGGCUCAAGAGAAAAAUUAAAGCUCAACGGUGAAGUGUCUCCUUUAGUUGCAAAUCUACACUCAGUUGCCAGUUUCUUAAAAACGAAUAUCAUCUACAGUAAUACAACAGUCCAUGAAGGUUAUAAUGUUCCGUUUUUGUUCAAACUGUUAAAGAGAGGUGUUGAUUAUACUGUAUGGUCAUGUCGGAAGCUGCAGUUUGUAGUGUUGUUGAAUUGUAUUGUUUUAUACUGACAGGCGUUUUUAAUAUUUGUCUACCACAUUUAUAUCAAUGAGGGUAGACUAAAUAACAGAAUGUACAGUCAGCGUAACACAACAUAGUUCAACAGCACCACAAACUACAGCCUCCAAAAUGACCAUUAUGUUGACUCAACACCUCUCUAAAACAGUUUGAGCAAAAACGGAACAUUAAAACCGUCAUGAAGGUAGGAUUUAUUGCAGGGCUGUUGUAUUAGACGGCAUUAGUUUUAGUUAAAACUAAACUGGCAACUGAUUUACAAAUUCAAUUUAUGAGGCAUCAGUUAUAUUCAGCCUUUCAGUUGAGGUGGUCAUAGAUAUCAAAAUUAAACAACACUGCAAUAUAAUUACAGAUCAAAAUACUCAAACAUGGAUAAUAAUCUUCAGCAUUUUUGUGCACCAUCAUGUGACUUAAUGGCGUUAUUUCAUAUAAAAUGUGAACAGUACUUACACAAAAGAUUAAAAAGCUGUGCUUAUUAAAUUUAAUGAAAUUCACAUGAAUAAAUAAAAAGAACACAAGUGUUUAUUACCAAAUGGCUAUAACUGUAGCCCGCCCGGUUCAUAGACAACACCAUAUAAGUUUAAAUUUUAAGUUUCCCUUUAUUUAUAAAAUAUUUAAACUAUAGUGUAAAACAUUAGUAUCAUUACUCAUACAGUAUCAAUACUCAUCUCAUCUUUUAGAGCAUAACAAGAGACAAAAAUGUAAACAUGAAUCUGAAUAAAUUAUUCAAUCGAAAAAGGAA
Siniperca chuatsi (mandarin fish) is the source of this 4484-nucleotide messenger RNA. Its product is annotated as leucine-rich repeat-containing protein 17. The transcript has 2 exons. Gene Ontology annotation, cellular component: extracellular matrix. The record is from RefSeq and is a predicted model, not a curated record. Gene Ontology annotation, molecular function: protein binding. Bases 1384 to 2451 code for a protein of 355 amino acids. Lineage: Eukaryota; Metazoa; Chordata; Actinopteri; Centrarchiformes; Sinipercidae.